GAAGAAGAGUGGCGCACACAAUGCACUGCACGGCUGACAAGGGUUGUGUCUCCCUGAUUUUCACGAUAAAUUUCCAAUUCAGUGGAAACUUGUGAAAGCGCAGCAGCGGCGCCGUUCGCUUUCUCUCUCUGUAUAUCUGCACACUGGAUUUAGCGAGAAAAACCAACCGGAGACGUCGGCGAGCGGUCCAACUUCUCCCAAACAUUGGAUUACACAGGCUGCAUCCAGGAGCUGCCCAGCCCAACGGGGGCUUGGCCGACACCCUCGUUUAUGGAAAUCGACACCGAGGCUUUGAUAUUUGGGCCUCGGUUUUUUUCUUUAUGAUGGAGGUGGAACGAAAGAAGAGUUGCGUGUGAAGACGCGAGAUAUUAUUAUUCUGUGAUUCGUAGUGAAAAAAAAGAUCUUCCGUAUUCUUUCUGCUUCCUUUAAAAAAUUAAAAAAAUAGAGAGAUUGUUGGUAAGCUGGCUAACAGCUGGAUCGGCUAGCAGCUAGCCGGGGUGCUAACGUUACGUCUUUCUUUUGAUGUGAUGCGAAUUCAACCAUUACUAUCGGCCAUCAACAUCUCGACAGCCGGAAAAUUCGCUCUCCAGGCUUCGGGAUAAUAGUUAGCUGCACGGUCAACUACCCGGCUUGUCGGUGUUUGCACACAAAUUUUAAGAAUAUAGUUUUAUUCUUAGCUCGUUGGCUGAAUAUAUUGUAAUGUAUUGAGUUGUACAUGCUAACCGAAUGAGCUAAUUGGCUGGAGUCAACACUGACCUAACCUUAGCUAGCAGUAAAGUCAACCAGACAACUCGUUAUACUCCUUAAUUUAGGCGUAAUUCACAGCAGCUGUCAACAUUAAUAUGUCAAAUUUAACAAUAAUAUGAAAAGAUGUCACGGCCACCGGUGUGUUAAUGUCUGUUAUCUGGGUUAUUGGCCUUGCUAACUUGCUAACAUUUUGCUAACAGGCAAAUAAAUUUGUCAGCGUGUGCAGAAAUUUAAGGAAAUUCCUAAUUUCGUUGUGUUGAGCAAUGCCAACACUGACGUGAUUUUCAUUUUGUAAUCCGCUCGAUUUAUCCUGCUUUGUCUGUAACGCGACUAGAUUUGUGUCUUUUUUGUUUAUAACUUAUGUGGUUAUCGGUUGGAUUUCUCGCUAGCUAGCUAGCUAAUGUUAGCCGUCUGAGAGACACAAUCAGCGAUGUCCUGACAUUUGUGUUUUGUCGUGGAUGUUUCAAAUUCCCGUGCGGAUCUGAGUUUGUGUAUCUAGAUUAAUUGAAAUGACACUCAAAUUUCGCCGAAAGAAAGGCACUGAUGCCAAUAGACUGUUGUCAGAGGACGGUAAAUAAUAGCCACUGGUUCCAUUAACGCCAUUUUAACAGGGGCUCCCUGCGAGGGCCUGUGUGGUGGUGUUUUAUUUGCGGUUCGGUGCCUUCCGCCGGACCUGGACUUGAAUAAAGUGCCUUUGGUCUCACUGGAGUUACAAAAGGAGGUGAACAUGGAGGGCCCGAGCCGAAGCACUGGAUUCAGGCAGAGCCGACGGUCCCGUUCACAGCGCGACAGGGAGCGGCGGAGGAGGCGAGUGGACCUGGCCGAGGAGCAGGCCACAUCCCUGUCCUCGGGCUCCGAUCGGGAGGCUUGUGGGACAAACAGUGUCCUGGGUCCCGGUGGGAGAGAAUGCCGGCCCGGAUUUGGGAGACACAGGCCUCCACGUCGGAGGAAGAGGGAGUCGGUGUCCUGCGAGGAAGACAUCAUUGACGGCUUCGCUAUUGCGAGCUUUAUCAGCUUGGAGGCACUGGAGAUGGACUGCUCUCUGAAGCCCAGUCAACGCACUGAUAUGCUGGGAAGGAGGAACAAGGGGAAGAGAGGCCCGGAGGAGAACGGCGGCGGGCCGAUGUCGGAGCCGGAGGAAGUGGCCCCUCACAGCUACCCCAGCAGCUGUUGGAACAAGAGUAGAAAUAAGAGGAGAAAGAUCGAGGGGCACCCUUUGGAGACUGGUUACAUUUGUGACACAGAGAGUGAUACAGGAGACAAGGCCUCAGAUAACGACAUGGAUCCAGUGUUCACAGUGAGCACUAGAAAAGUCGUGGAUCCUGCCCCUUCAAACAUGGGCACAUCCAUGGGCAAAAGCUGCCCGCCUCUACCGGCCCGUUGUGGCGGGGUCUCGCGGCUAAUGGUGACCCCGCGAGUAUCCGGCCUGGAGCGAAGUCAGGAGAAAAGCCUGGAGCCGCACUUCCCAGAGCCUGUUUCUUCUACCUCUACUGUCCCCUUUCCAUGCCUGCCUUCCCACUCCCCAGUCUCAGCCUCAGGCACGGUCCCCCGGCACAACGGCAACAGCAGCCACCACAACGGCAGCCCUCCGCUCUCCAAACCCAAGCCGUUCCUCACUUUGUCUGGACGAUCUCACUCCAUCUACAACAUCAACAACAGGAGCAGCACCCCAGUCAAGCCUCCAUCAUCUGCUUCAUCUGUUGCGUCUUCCUCAUCCUCCAUGCGCCCCCCGACUCCUUCCACCAGUGUGUCUCUGUCCUACAUGAGGGGCUCAGGAACCUCAGGGCCCCUCCGACCCCCGUCCCGAGCCAGUUCUGGGGCCCCGUUCACGUCCUCACCUGGCCUGCCUCCACCUCCACCUCUGUUACAAGGCCCUGCCCACUCAGCAGCAGCAGAGCGCGAGGGCCGACGCAGCGUCCCAGGGGCUGAAAACAACGCGGCAGCAGCAGGCCGCUCGACUCCCGGUGGUCCAUCAGCAUCGAGCUCUGCACCGGGCUCAUCAGGCCGCACGUCUCAGAACCAGCCGAGCAUCCCGCAGCUGGCCUUCCAGUUCCAUCAGCACAACCACCAGCACCAACACACGCACACGCACCAACAUUUCACGCCCUUCCUGCAUCCCACAGCCACGGCGCAGCCUCUGUUUGAUAAGUUUCCUGGCAAAAUGGACGGGCUGUACCGAAACCAUUUCUUCCCACAAUAUCCGCCGCCCUCAGUGCCGAGCAUUCAGCCUGUGAUUCCUCCCACUGGGCCUUUCAGCUCCUUACAAGGAGCUUUUCAGCCAAAGCCUCUUGUCCCUCAGGGAACCGGUCCCGAUAUAACAGCACGACUUGGGGUUGUGCCUCACCACCUGCAGCCCAAAGACCCCAGGCUAACUGAUCCAUUUGGGACAUCGUUGAAAAUCAGUAAUAAACCAGGAAAAUGGUGCGCUAUGCAUGUAUACGUGGCCUGGAUGAUCCUAAGCCAUCAGAAGAAAGUAAAGCUGAUGCAGGCUGAUCCGAACAAGCUGGACUUCCGUAGUGACCUGCUGGCCCGCUUCCCUGGUGCUGGGGGACUGGGCCAACUCGGCCCCAUGGGAGCAGCCCUGCCUCCCACUCAUGACCUGACCAGACCUCCCAGUCUGUUCUCCACAGGUGCAGUCAAUCCGUCCUCAGCUCCUUUCAUCUCUCCAUCAGCGCCGCACUCCUCUUUCCUCGCACCGACUGCACACUUGGAUCCGUAUGGCCGAUCCCCACCCUUCACCCCGCUGGGAGCUCUGGGGUCUGGUGCCUUUGGAGGACUUGGCAGCCCAACAUUGGAUAAGACGAAGCCGGAGUUCUCUGCGUUGGGGCCCCGACUAUACUACCCUCAUUUCAAACAACGAGCAAGCUCUGUGUUUGGCCCUAAAGACCCACCACCCAGUGUGGUCGGAGGCUUGUCCACCCCCAACCAUCAUGACCCGUGGAACCGCCUACAUGGUGGCCCAUCUGGGUUCCCUGCUGGUCCCAGCUGGGCUAAAGGGGCAGACAAGAGGGACGAGAGGGACCGAGGGAAGGACGGAGAGAGGAGAGACAUCCCCCACAUCAAGGAUGAAAAAGACAGAGACAAUAUAAUGUAUGGCCGACAACCUGUGAGAAUGUCUCCAGUUGCCCCCUCCUUCAAGCCCCGCAGUAGCACCCCAGUCUCCCACAUUAAUGGCCACAGCAGUGGCCUGGGGGGAAGCAGUGGGCCUAUUGAGGACCUGACACGCAGCUUAAACAGAGACCGCGAGCGAGACAGGGAUGGGGACAAGAGGCCAGUGCCAACAGUGUCUUCAAGGGGGCCUCCUCUUGGCCCUUCAUCUUUAGUAGCAGACAGGGACAGACCCCGGUCUUCCUCCUCCUCUGUGCUCACUACUCCCCCACCCUCCAACCGCUCAGCAGCCUCUCCUUUGGACCUUUACCCCCGCCCACUGGCCCAGACAGCACACAGCCUCCACAGCGAGCCCUCGCACUCCCAAAGAGACAGUAACCUCCCUGCUUCCUGUGCAGCUUCUGCCUCUGUUACUUCUUUGUCUCAGGCCAAGAAGUCUGACCGGACCACAACUCCCGUCUCCAAAGCUCCGCUGCUUCUCCCGCCGGUUAAAGUCAAGGAGGAGCGGAAAGAGGAGCCGGAGCACAUCCCCAUCACCCUUCCUCCCCCAGUACACAGCCACGGCUUUGACCGCCCUAACAGCCAUCCACACCACCCCAGCUCUGGUACCCCCUCCUCCUCCUCUUUAUCACUGACUCCCACUCCUGGUGUUCCCCUCCCGCCACCCACUCCAAACCCUCCUCCCCACCAGCACCUUUCCCUUCUGGACCGCUCAAGGAUUGAGGCGUACCUGGGGAGCACAGCAGGUGCUGGGUUGGUGGUGGGCCCGGGAGGAGAACGUUUCUCCCAUGGUCCACAUCAAGGACCACCACAGGGUCCACAUAGCUACACCUGGGACCCCUGGAGGGACCUGGCAGCUCAGCAACAUCAGCAUCGUAGGGAAGCUUUGGCACUUCGGUCAGACCCUCACCUGGCCCUGCGAUCCGAUCCACACCUGGCUCGGCUGCUCCAGCAUCAGCGCCUUAUAGAGGCAGAACGGGUUGCGGCUGUAGCUGCAGCAGCAGCAGCCGCUGCCCCUCACCACCCUCCGACUUCUACCUCUGCUGCCUCCUCCUCUGCUGUUCGCCCAGAGUUUGGCCUGAUGGCUCAUCACUUCGACCGGCCUCCUCAGCUUGGACCCCCGGGAGGUGGGCUGAUGGAUGAGGAGCAGCGCGCCCAGAUCCUGAGGGAAGACUUUGAGCGGGCUCGCUACUUUGGGAUGCACCCGCACCUCCCUCAUGGCUCUCACCUCUCAAGCCCCUCUCAUGCUGCUACUGCCGCUCACCUGGAGCAGCUCCACCCCGGCCUUCUCGCCCAUCCUCUCCCUCCAGGAGCCUCCGCUGCUUCCCAGCACCACGCAGGCCUCUACUCCCGUCUGGGCCCGCUCAACGCGCACCACGUGCCCAACGGCAUCCUGGCAAAGACCGCUGCAGGCUUGGUGGGAGCUCUGUCGGUGGGGGCACCGCCUCCACUCAUUCCGUCCGUCACCAGCCGGUCGUCCACGCCCCCCCGCGGCUCUAGACUUGGAGGGCCGGGUGAGCUGGCACUGUACAGCGCCCACAAAGAUGGAGAGUCCAGAUAGUACAGGGACAACACUGGAGGAGAUUAAGGGAAAUGUCAGGAUCACUGUGCUGCUCUCAACCUGCCCCCUUUUCCUCUUGCAGACUACUAAACCCUGCCCUCCCAGUUACACAACCAAACCAGCUCCAGUCCACCCACUCUCCCCCCAGAAUAGGGUAACCGUGACUGGCUGGUGGUGAUGGUAGGGAGGGAAAUGCAAGACUCGGAUAUGCCCAACGGUUCUAUCAGUGCAAUUUAAAGGUACAUGGUAAUUGUGCAUCCUUGGUGUAUUUUUAUUUUAUACUGGCUGUCGGUUGUUACAGUUCUCAGUUUUGAAAACUGUAAGAAGAGGCAGAGGACAGCUUUUUCAUUUGUCAGGUGAAUUAUGAUCCAUGCUUUUAAGCAAGCCUUUUCUGGGUGGAUUGGAAAUGACUUCCAGACGGGGAUGUACACCUUGAAGACGUGUCCAGGGUUCAUCCUCAGCUUGGUUAACUUAUGGGAUAUUUUGAAGCCCUCCUCUGCAUAAAUCAACCCUGCUUAGGUAUUGUGGAUGAGGGUUUUUAGAAAUACAGUGGUAAAGUGGUGCUCUCUGUUCUGUUUUUGUGUCUUUUUGUCAUUGUGAAGACAGAUUUUGAUGAGACCAUUUAAUUAAGAUCAGUAAGCAUCGUACCUCAGUUUCCUGCUUUACCCAAAAAUCUAACUCCAAACCCUCAGCUUCACUGAGAAUGAGAUUCAACCUUUUUUUGGCUUGUUUUUGUUUUCAAAGGAUGAAUGGCGAAAUGAACUGUGCUAUACUGUGUGAGUGAACACAGUAUUUUAGAGCUUCCUGUAACUGUUUCCCAAUCUCCUCUUGACUAUAUGAGCAGGACCAGAUUAUAGUAGUCUAGAGAAAUUGCCUUUGUAAUUAUUAUUCUUAACAUUAAUUAUCUUCUAUAAUAAUAAAUAUAUUCACUGUUAUGUUAUUUGUCAUUGUUUCGGGUAUCAACCAGUACUCUCUCCCCAGGUAGUAAUGUUUCAAAACAUGCAAAAGACAAAGCAAAAGGCUUGCUUCACAGAAAACUUUUUAAUGCUUGUGAACAUUAAGCCGUAUCCAUUGCAACCUCUGGCCUCUUUAAGGAUCUCAUCUAUGACUAUUAUGCUGAGAGGGAGGUUUGCCUGUGUGUCAUUGGUUGUGUGUUAUAUCCAUUUGGGACUAUGGGAGCCUUGUACAUUGAACUGUCGUUGUUUCAUCAACAAAAAUAAGUUAUAUACAUGGAUAAGUGGGACAUCUGCUGAAGAACUGAAAAAAAAAAUUUAAGGACUUGUGUCAAAGACAACUAGACAGUGGGUAUCCUGAGAGGGAAAAGACUGGGUCGAUUAUUUUAAUAUGACCAUUUUAUACCUUUCAAACCCCUCCCCUAGAGACCACAAAGAUUAAUUAUUAAAUGAAUUGUUGUUUA
Messenger RNA from Stegastes partitus (bicolor damselfish), 6833 nucleotides. RefSeq names its product fibrosin (gene fbrs). Bases 1475 to 5416 code for a protein of 1313 amino acids. Lineage: Eukaryota; Metazoa; Chordata; Actinopteri; Pomacentridae. The record is from RefSeq and is a predicted model, not a curated record. The transcript is spliced from 19 exons.